CAGAAUGCAGCUGGCUCAUCUGUGCAUCCUCCUCCAGACUCUGGCAGUCAUGACGGCCAACAUCGCACCGUUGGUCCGAGGCUGCGACUGUGGUGCCCAUUCACCAGGUGAUGUCAUCAUAGGGAUGAUGUUCCCGAGUCAUCAUAAAGUAACCGCCUUGGAUGAACGGAACCAACCAGAAAGCUACCAAUGUUCAGAUUUUUAUUUGGUGUCCUUCAUGAGAUCCCUGGCAACAAUUCAUGCCAUAGAGGAAGUGAAUGCAGCUGGUGUCCUUCCAGGGCUGCGUCUCGGAUAUGUCAUGUGUGACACAUGCUGUCAUGCUAGCAAAGCCUUACAGAACGUGGGGCGCAUGCUAGCGGUCAACGGCUCUGUCAAUGUGCAGUGCGACUACACUGACUUCAGACCCAAAGUAAAGAUUGUUUUAGGAGCUCGGUACUCGGAGGUGUCCAUCGCUGUUGCCAAACUGCUGAGUGUUUACAUGAUUCCAUUAAUGAGCAGCACAUCAUCUUCCCAGUUUCUGAGUGAUAAGCAGCGCUACCCGGUGUUCCUGCGAACUAUUCCCAGUGACAAACAUCAGACUAAAGCUCUGGCCAAACUGAUGGCUCACUUUUCCUGGAACUGGGUGGGGGUCGUGUACCGGGGAUGA
Messenger RNA from Sphaeramia orbicularis (orbiculate cardinalfish), 646 nucleotides. Its product is annotated as G-protein coupled receptor family C group 6 member A-like. Gene Ontology annotation, biological process: G protein-coupled receptor signaling pathway. The transcript is spliced from 3 exons. Gene Ontology annotation, cellular component: membrane. Lineage: Eukaryota; Metazoa; Chordata; Actinopteri; Kurtiformes; Apogonidae. Gene Ontology annotation, molecular function: G protein-coupled receptor activity. The record is from RefSeq and is a predicted model, not a curated record. Bases 5 to 646 code for a protein of 213 amino acids.